AUGUCUACAGAUAAUAUAAGCAACGCGAACAAUACAAAAAAUAGCAGCAGUUCGAAUUCUAUUAAUAAUAGUACAGUAACAGUUAUAAAAGGAGAAACACUUGAAGGAGCUGUCCAAGGAGGAGCAAAAACUGUUAAAAAGACUGUUAGAACUGAUUUUAGCGAAUGUAUUACAGAUGCUCAAAGAACUCAAUUUAAUUUGAACACUUUUAUUAAUCGACAUAUAAGAACGGGAUCGAAAGCGCAAAAAUAUGAGGUAACAUUUUUCUGAUACGGAAAACAAGCGGAAAAUAUUAUAUUUGAUCCAAAAUUUCGGAAAUUUCAUCUCAAGUUUGAAAUUUCAAAAUAAUUAUAAUUUGGAGUGCCAUUUUUUCAACUUUCAAAAAAAAACAUUAAACCUUCUAGGAGUUUUUCUACAUACCACGCCCAGCUUCGUGCAAAUUAACUUUAAAAAUUGGCGGUGUGGGUUUUGAAUUUUUUGGCAAGGUGAAAACAACGUUUUCGACUGAAAAAUACGACUUUUUUUUUACGAAAAAAACAAGCAAAAAUUUUCUGUUUCUCAAGAAAAUUUAAAAUUGGUGAGGUGAAUUUCCGUAUUUUUUAUUGGCGCCGUGCAAAUGCCUCACCCUGGGCGUGGUAUGUUUUUCUAUAAUAAUUUAGUUUUUCUCAGAUUUGGGAAAUUCACUGUUUAUUGGAAAGAGCUGGAAAAGUAUUUCAAAAUGGAAAAGCAUUGGUCGAAGUUCGUGCACCUGUAAAUAUUUGUGGAGAUACUCAUGGACAAUAUUCCGAUCUUUUAAGAAUAUUCAAUUCAUGUGGUGCUCCAACAAGACAAAAAUAUUUAUUUCUUGGUGAUUAUAUCGAUCGAGGAAGACAUUCUUUAGAAGUUAUUUGUCUUUUGAUGGCACUUCGCCUUGCUUUACCAAAAAGAAUGUUUUUGUUACGAGGAAAUCAUGAAUUGAGAGCAAUCAAUAAGAACUAUGGAUUCUAUGCCGAAUUACAAAAUCGAUUCAGAUCAAGUGGUGGCGAACAUGUUGCAUUAUAUGAUCAUUUCAAUUAUGUUUUCAGUUUUAUGCCAUUGGCUGGAAUUGUUUCAAAACGGAUACUUUGUAUGCAUGGUGGAAUAUCUCCACAUUUAAAAUCUUUGGAUGAUAUUCGGAAUAUUGAAUUGCCACUUGAAACUGCAAAACAAAAUGUUGGUUUUGUUAGGGGACACGUUUUGGGAUUUGGAUCAAAAACUUCUUGGUCUCUGAUAUUUAUUAUUUUUGCAGCCACUUGCAUGUGAUUUAUUAUGGGCUGAUCCAGAAAAAGGAUGUGCUGGUUUCGAAAACAAUAAAAUUCGCGCAAUUUCUCAUAUUUUUGGAGAAAGUGAAGUUGACAAUAUGUGCAAAAGACUUGAUAUUGAUUUAAUUGUACGAGCUCAUCAAGUUGUUGAAUAUGGUUAUGCAUUUUUUGCUGAUCGCCGCUUGGUUACUGUAUUUUCAGCUUCAAGAUAUCAAGAAGAAUUGCACAAUUAUGCUGCCGUUGUUGUUGUUUCAGCUUCUUUAGAAUUGAGUUUUAUUCAAUUAAAACCUGAAGAAUUUGAAAAACGAAGAGAGGAAAAUGAUAAAAAUGGUGGAGGAAAUGAAAAUGAACAACCAACUGCAAAAGGAGGACAAGAAUGA
This is a messenger RNA of Caenorhabditis angaria, 1660 nucleotides long. The record is from the annotation of a GenBank genome assembly. NCBI's taxonomy places the organism in Eukaryota, Metazoa, Nematoda, Chromadorea, Rhabditida, Rhabditidae.